Messenger RNA from Cryptosporidium ubiquitum, 789 nucleotides. RefSeq lists its product as uncharacterized. The record is from RefSeq and is a predicted model, not a curated record. The coding region runs from base 1 to 789 and encodes 262 amino acids. Lineage: Eukaryota; Apicomplexa; Conoidasida; Eucoccidiorida; Cryptosporidiidae. The transcript has 3 exons.
AUGGAGCUAUCAUUAUGUUUCGAAAAUCAAAUGAUUAUAAAGCUGCCUUCUUCUGUGAUGGAGAAAAUUAGGGAAAGAAGGUCAGGAGAAGUAGUAGGUUCUCUUAAUUACGAUGAAGAUGGAAAAAGGGAAUGGGAAAUUCUAAACUCAAAAUUUUCAGAAAAUAAAACAGGUAAUACAGAAACUGAUUCGAUUAAUCAGAAUGAAAAAAGUGGAUAUUUAUUUUUAAGUACACCAGAUAAACAGAAUAAAAUUUCAAUGUAUCCUUCUCAAAUUCAUACAUUAGUUAGAAAAGGGAACUUUGUGACCGAUGAUAUCAGACGUAGAAUCCAAGAAAAAACCAAAAAGUCGUCCACUAUCGAGGAUACGAAGAGGAUUGUCGGAGCAAUGUACGAAUCGAGCUCCCAACCAUUUAUGUAUUAUGAUAUAAAAACCGACCAAAUGUCAGACGAGCCCAGAAAUAGCUCUAUGAUUUCAAUAUCCAGGAAGAAAUUGGCUACAUCAAGUAGUCAAUCUUCUGGUAAUAUUGAUAGCAACACUAACUAUUCUUUAGGAUCCAAUUCCAAUAUUAACAAUAUAAGUAGCAGCUCUCUAGAAAGUCUAAAGGAGAAUAUUUUUAAAAUUUUUGAAGAAAAAGGAAGCGAAGGGGUUUCAUUAAAGGAAAUUGAGGAUAAAACAAUGAAACCUAAGCAUAUUCUUAAGAAAAUUGUUGAAGAAAUUGCAGUCCAAGCAGGUAGAGGCGGAAGAAGGCAUAUAUGGCACUUGAGGCCACAAUUCAUUGGUAAAUAA